CGCCUCUACGACACCGAGUUUCAGUUCUGUCUUUUGGCUCUCUGAACGUGAAGCUCUCUCAAAGAUUCCAUCCCAUCAUGAAGUUCCUGCUGCUGCUUGCUGUGCUUGCGGUCCUCGUAGCCAGUUCUUUGGCUCUGAAAAAUGAGAUCUGUGGCCUUGAGCAUUCCCGCAAUGGAGACGGACGCAUCUCCUGUGAGACAUUCAUUCCCAGCUGGUCUUUUGAUUCUGCGGCAAAUGAAUGCAUAAAGUUCAUCUAUGGAGGAUGUGGUGGCAAUGCCAAUCGUUUCGAUUCCAAGGCGGAGUGUGAGGCAAAGUGUUUGGAAUAAAUGUUAGGGAUUUACAAAACAGAACGAAA
Drosophila guanche is the source of this 355-nucleotide messenger RNA. RefSeq names its product male accessory gland serine protease inhibitor-like. The transcript is spliced from 2 exons. NCBI's taxonomy places the organism in Eukaryota, Metazoa, Arthropoda, Insecta, Diptera, Drosophilidae. The record is from RefSeq and is a predicted model, not a curated record. Gene Ontology annotation, molecular function: serine-type endopeptidase inhibitor activity. Bases 78 to 326 code for a protein of 82 amino acids.